AUGGCCAUCGCAGAUGUCCGUGAUAUGCUCGAUCUGCCCGUCGAUGGUGGGCAUCCUAGACCUCACAAGAAACAAAAAGUCGUUGAAAAAAGACCCGAGGGUAUUACUCGCGAGCUCUUUGCUCUUCUUGGCGAGCGUGCUCCGCCAAUCGCUCUGAACGAGAAUAAAUACAAGGGACGGCGGAAAUGGGUGAGCAAACUGAAAGUGCGGCCAUGGGAGAUGGCACCGUUUGAAAACGACGCCCGUUCCGAUGGCCUUGUUCUUCGACACUGGCAGCGAAAACGUGUUCCCGGUAACGAAGCACCCUCCGGUGAAAAUGCAGUGUCCGAUUGGGAGGAUAAAACGCAAACCGAAACCGCAGAACAGAGAGAUGAGGAACCCUAUCCAUUCGCGAAAUAUAACGUCAAAGUCCAGGUUCCAAAGCGGUAUACAGAUGAACAAUACAAUCGGUACCUAAAAAGCCAUAACUGGAGUCGUGAAGAGACGGACUAUCUUAUGGAAAUCGUCGAGGAAUAUGAUUUACGAUGGGUCGUAAUCGUGGAUAGAUACGAAUAUCCCCCAAACCCACCAGGAACCGAGGGCGACUUAACCGCGCUUGUCUCAACGACAAAACGUCGAACGAUGGAAGAGAUGAAGUCUCGCUAUUAUACCGUUGCCGCAAACAUGCUGGCACUUGAAAACCCACCGUCUGAGAUGUCUGAAACAGAGUUCGACCUUCACGAGAAGAUGAUGAAAUAUGACCCUGAACAAGAGAGAGCUCGCAAAGAUUUGGCGAUUUUACAAUUGAACCGAUCCAAGGACGAAGUUAAUGAAGAAACUCUUCUCCUGGAGGAACUUAAACGCAUCGUGGCCAACGAAAAGACUUUUAUCGAAGAACGAAAAGAACUCUACGCCAGACUGGAAGCCCCGAUCAGCACCAGUAAUGCCACGAUGUACCAAUCAAGUCAAGGCUUAUCGCAACUCCUCCAAUCCCUUCUGCAUGCCGAUAAAAACAAGAAAAGACGUUCAAUUAUGGGGCCAGAAACCGGCACGUCCAGCCCUGCCAGCAGCCAACCAGGUGCUCAAAAUCCCCCCCAGAGCGCUCGCGAAAGUAGGCCCCAGACUCCUGCUGCCACGGCACCGGUACCCACAACGACCAAGAAAGCUGCCGCCAGUGCUGCAGCCCAACAACAAGCCAUCAAAACCCUAACUCCCGCCGAAGAAGCCAAGUAUGGUGUCACCCGCCAUGACCGUCUUGCCUCGGGCGUCCAGUUCCGCAAUGACAGGGCGCAAAAGCUCACACAGGCAAAAUCCAACAUCCAAUCACAGAAACUUGCUGCUGCGCUUACUGAACUUUCCAUCCCACCCCGCCUCGUCAUGCCGACGGAGAAAGUGUGCAAGGAAUUUGAAAAACUGAUACACUCGGUCAAUUUGCUGCUUGACGUGCGCAAGUUUGCGGAGAAAGUUGAGGGAGAAAUUCGUGUGCUGGAGGCUGCUAAGCAAGAUCGGGGAAGGAAGGAGAGGGAGAGGUUGGAGCAGGAGGCUAGGAAAGCUGGAGGAGGGAAUGCUGGUGCAGGAAAGGCGGAUGAGAAUCAGCAGGAGAAUAAAGGAAAAGAGGGUGUGGGAGAGGACAAGGGAGCUGCUACUCCUGUAGCUGCGGCUCCUGUCGAGGUAGAAGCGCCAGCGGUGAGAGGGCAGAGUGAAGCCGGUGCUCUUAAUAAUGAAACUGACGAAGGGGCGAAAGAGACUGGCGCGGAGGGUGUAGGAGCCGCUGGCUCGACCAGGUCUCACAAACGAAGCGCCAGUGUUUUAAGCGCGGUUAGUGACAAGAGUUCGAAGAGGCAGAGAAAGUAG
Molecule: messenger RNA, 1833 nt
Organism: Paracoccidioides brasiliensis Pb18
Exons: 3
Coding region: 1-1833 (610 amino acids)
Biological process (GO): DNA repair; negative regulation of transcription by RNA polymerase II; chromatin remodeling
Cellular component (GO): NuA4 histone acetyltransferase complex; Swr1 complex
Molecular function (GO): transcription corepressor activity
Source: RefSeq, a predicted model, not a curated record